AAGGGGGGGGGGGGGGGUAUAGGCAGGAAGGAAAGAGAGAGAAGGGGUGUGGGGGAUUGGAUUGGAUUCGUUCUUUCUUCUACAUUUUUCAUAUCACAAACAUACAACCAGCCAGCCUUCGUAUAUUUGUUUGUGACCCGAUUUCAUAUUUCUCUCUCGCGCUCUCCAAUUUGCCGAUUCGCUCCCUGAAUGCCUCACCAGUGUUCAGGUUAAUUGUGGCAAUCUUCCAACGGAGGAGCGAGGGAAUUUACGACGGUGGUCGGAGAUUAGCGGCCUGGAUCUUGCAACUAAUAUAUGCAAUAUGCCAACCCCAAGCAUAAUGUGAUGGCUAAUCUCCUAUGGAAAGACGAACCCUCUGAUAGAUUUUCUUAGAAUCUGCUCGAUAUUAUUAGCAUGUAUGUGUUGCAACAGCCAUUCUUACCUACAUUAUAUACACCAGGAUGGCUGUAGUCAUUGAUCGCCCUCAUCAAACAUUUAAGCCCCUUGCCAGACUUCCAAGAUGCAGGCUCCAAUCCUACUCUCAUUUGCGCGAUUUCGCCCAAAACAUUACACACAUCCACAAAAGCUAUUCCACCCCAUGCCUUUCUGUAACUACCAAAGACUUUGAAUCACCCAACCCACGAAUCGAAAUCAUCUGCGGUCGCAAGGCGCCAAAGGUUCAUGCGCUUGUGGCUGAGGUCGCCAUUGCAUUAGCAUCAGGGGUCAAACCCACGCCAGUGCCAACCGGCCUUGGCGGGGCAUACUAUUUGCAGUCCAGAAAAGGUAGCACCAUUGCGGUUGUCAAGCCGGCCGAUGAAGAACCCUUGGCAUUCAACAAUCCUAAAGGUUUUGCCGGCCGGAUGUUGGGCCAGCCUGGGAUGAAACGUUCUAUCAGGGUAGGGGAAACCGGCCUCCGGGAACUGGCUGCAUAUUUGCUUGACCAUGGUGGCUUUGCAGGCGUUCCUCCAUCAGCACUUGUUAAAAUAUGUCAUGUCAAGUUUAAUGUAAAUAAAAACAACAUGGGAUUGGCUACCAACCCACCUUUUAAAAUCACAUCAAUACAACGAUAUGUGGAACAUGAGACAGAUGCAGGAGAUCUGGGCCCGUCGGGCUUCUCGGUUAGUUCUGUUCACCGUAUCGGUAUACUUGACAUUCGGCUCCUUAACCUUGACAGACAUGCAGGGAACAUGCUUGUGAAGAGUUUUCACGGUAGCUAUGUUGCUGGGAUGGUUGAACUUGUCCCCAUUGACCACGGGUUUUGUUUACCCGAGUCAUUAGACGACCCGUAUUUCGAAUGGCUACAUUGGCCCCAAGCUUCAAUGCCAUUUUCGGAAACGGAAACUGAUUAUAUCUCAAAUCUUGAUCCGUUUAAAGAUGCUGAACUUUUAAGAACCGAGCUUCCAUUAAUCAGGGAGUGCUCUGUCCGUGUUUUCAUACUUUGUACCGUUUUCUUGAAACGGGCAACUGCUGCUGGACUUUCUCUUGCUGAUAUAGGUCAAAUGAUGACACGGGAUUUUAUCGGAGGUGAAGAAAGUUGGAGUAUUUUGGAGAAUAUUUGUGUAAACGCAAAGGCUAACUUGGAAAUGGAAAUAGCAAGUGGCGGAAAUGAUGAAGUAAAAGAAUUCGAUCAAAUGUUUGCGUUUGAUAAGGAGAUUGAGGACGAGCUGAACCCGAAUGAGGGUGUUUCUAUACAAUCAGCAACUGAUAAACUACCAAAAUUGAGUACGUUGAGUGAUGCAUGUUUGGUCCGAUUAGUACAAGAAUGUGAUAUUAAAGACGGUUGUAGUCCAGCUGGGAUACCAAUACUAAGAAGCAUGAGCUUUGCGGCUCAUACCAACAAUCAUGAUACAGGAGUGUGUGUUUCGUUUGAGGAAAUGAAGGAAGACGAAUGGUCAUCGUUCUUGGAGUAUUUCAAGGAGCUUUUACCAGAGGCUUUUGAGGAGAAAAAGAGCACGGGCUUGUUGAAACAGAGGUUAGGAAAUUCUUGUGAAUUCUGAAGAGAACGUUGAUUUCGUGAACAAAAGCAGCUGCUAAUUGAUUCCAAUGCAAGUAGCUGUACAUUAUACAUGGCCAAAACUACUACUAUUACUGUUGUAGACUGUAAAUAACUUAUACGUCGGAAAAGCGAAAGGCUAAUCUGCCAUCCUUUCCAUCUACCCUUUAGGUUACUUUCCCUUCUUUGUUACUUUUACCCUAUAUAGAAGUCAGAUAAGUAAUUGUACAAAAACAAACAUCUCAAUUGGUGCAUAGGUUUUAGGUAUAUAGGUAUGUUUAACGUGUACUAUACAGAUCUGGAUUUAUCAGACACUCUUUAUUUUGUUUAUU
Helianthus annuus (common sunflower) is the source of this 2304-nucleotide messenger RNA. Its product is annotated as phosphatidylinositol 4-kinase gamma 8. The record is from RefSeq and is a predicted model, not a curated record. The transcript is spliced from 3 exons. The coding region runs from base 441 to 1976 and encodes 511 amino acids. NCBI's taxonomy places the organism in Eukaryota, Viridiplantae, Streptophyta, Magnoliopsida, Asterales, Asteraceae.